This is a messenger RNA of Salvelinus namaycush (lake trout), 1272 nucleotides long. Its product is annotated as basic leucine zipper and W2 domain-containing protein 2-like. Lineage: Eukaryota; Metazoa; Chordata; Actinopteri; Salmoniformes; Salmonidae. The record is from RefSeq and is a predicted model, not a curated record. The coding region runs from base 7 to 1272 and encodes 421 amino acids. Gene Ontology annotation, molecular function: protein binding. The transcript has 11 exons. Gene Ontology annotation, cellular component: membrane; cytoplasm.
ACUUUUAUGAAUACCGGUAAGCAGCAGAAGCCAGUGCUAACAGGCCAGCGGUUCAAGACCAGGAAAAGGGAUGAAAAGGAGAAGUUUGAGCCCACAGUUUUCAGAGACACAAUCGUUCUGGGCCUCAACGAAGCAGGAGGAGACCUCGAUGCUGUAGCUAAGUUCCUGGACGUUACCGGUUCCCGACUCGACUACCGCCGCUAUGCCGACACCCUCUUCGACAUCCUCAUCGCGGGGAGCAUGCUCGCUCCCGGUGGUACGCGUAUUGAUGAGGGGGACAAGGCCAAGGUGACAGAACAUUGUGUGUUUACCACCGAGGAGAACCAUGCCAACCUCCGCCGCUAUGCUCAGGUUUUUAACAAGCUUAUCAGGAGGUACAAGUACCUGCAGAAUGCCUUUGAGGAGGAAAUCAAAAAGCUUUUGCUGUUCCUGAAGGCAUUCAGUGAAUCAGAGCAAACCAAACUGGCUAUGUUGACUGGUAUCCUAUUGGCUAAUGGCACUCUGCCCCCGCCCAUCCUCACCAGCCUCUUCAGCGACAAUGUUGUCAAGGAAGGUAUCUCUGCAUCCUUUGCGGUGAAGAUGUUCAAGGCAUGGAUAUCUGAGAAAGAUGCCAAUGCAGUCACCUCAGCCCUGAGGAAGGCUAACCUGGAUAAGAAACUCCUGGAGCUGUUUCCUGCCAGCAAGCAGAACGUGGAGCAUUUCUCCAAGUACUUCAAUGAGGCGGGGCUGAAGGAGCUUUCAGACUUCAUGCGUGUGCAGCAGUCUCAGGGAACACGCAAGGAGCUGCAGAAAGAACUACAGGAGCGCCUCUCUCAGGACUGCCCCAUACGAGAGAUGGUGGUGUACGUGAAGGAGGAGAUGAAAAGGAGUGCUCUCCAGGAGCAAGCUGUGAUUGGUCUGCUGUGGAACAUUCUCAUGAAUGCUGUGGAGUGGAACAAGAAGGAGGAGUUGGUCACCGAGCAAGCCCUCAAACACCUUAAACAUUAUGCCCCCCUGCUAGCAGCGUUCAGCACCCAGGGCCAGUCAGAGCUGGUGCUGCUACUGAGGAUCCAGGAGUACUGCUAUGACCAUAUCCACUUCAUGAAGUCAUUCUCCAAGAUAGUGGUUCUCUUCUACAAAGCUGACGUUUUGAGUGAGGAGGCCAUUCUGAGGUGGUACAAAGACACUCACACCACCAAAGGGAAAGGUGUCUUUGUCGAGCAGAUGAAGAAGUUUGUUGAGUGGCUGCAAAAUGCAGAAGAAGAGUCUGAGUCUGAGGGAGAGGAGGACUAG